AGAGGAGGGCGUGAUCGCCGUUUCCACCACACGCUGCCGUGAAGAAGAACAGUGGGGCAGGCAGGCAGCUGGUGACAGCGGAUUGAACCGCUCCCCCCUGCCUGCGCUCAGUAAACUGGAUCACACGGAGACGGUACCGGACAGCUCGUUGGAUAUACAGUAGGGGUGUACACCGUCGUUUUGUGCCAACAGGAGGCACGUCUCAGCACCUGGAAUCAACACCAACUCGUGCCAAAGUGUCGUUAUUGUUUGUGUGGUUAGCAGAUUGAGUAAACACAGUUGUUUUGAGUUUUUUUCAAGCAUUAGUACCGCUGACGUUAGUAACGACAGGUACUUAGCCUCAGUGAGUGUUUACGGUCGCAUCGAGUAGCUCGUUGCGACAGUCUGUCAAGGGAACAAAUCGCCAGGUUGUCGGACACUUGGUAAAGAUGGGUGACUUUAACCCAUCGACAUCCAAUGCAUUUCAACCAGAGGUGAGUUUUUUGUUCAAACUGUUUGUUGUGAGUAGUCUGCAGUCAUAGCUAACGGUGUUAGCAAAUGUCAACUUGUCACCGCACGAUGUAGCAGCUGCUGGUUAGUAAGCGUUAGCAAACGAAGCUAAUAUUGACAUACUGUUAGCAACUGGUGCACAAACGAGAUAAGUUUCACUCGGAUGGCUUUCAGGCACGCCCAGAUUAAAGUGACACAAUUGAGAGACUAAACUCAGAACUGUUUUGUAGGACGACUCAGCCGUGAUACCUAAACAUGUCUUUGUAAGAUUAGUGGUUAGCCCAACGGUGGAAAACAUUCCAUCAUCAUCAGCGCGGAGCAUGCUAACAUUAACAUAGGCUAACUAAGCAAUAGAAUUACACAAUCCGCCUUUACAUGUCACUACACAGCUAGUCAACACUUUUGUUUGUGAAACUCUCGAUGAUUCUUUGUUGUUCUUGAAUUCACACACUUAAGUUUCCUGCAGAAACCCCACCGUUAUUAGCCAUCAGCUAGCUCCCUCACCAUUAGUUACUUAUUUACAGUCUCUCGCUAGCCGAAUAAGCUAACAGUAGCUGGCUGGUACUUCAGUUAAUCGGUGGGGGUUGGUAGGAAGAUUCACUGACUGUCGACAAAGAAGGUUAAUAAAAUUUCGUCUGUGACUGUCAUAAAUGUAGUAGUAGGCAGUAUAGAUUCGUGCAGAUUUGUCGAGUCGCACCGAGCCCGUGCAGAGUGGCAGUUUCACGCGUGCCGAUCACCUCUCGUUAUUGUCAACGCCAUGUCGGGAUGUGUAGGUCCGUUGCAGCUCAUGUUUCUAUUACGUUGCUGUGUUUCAGGGCUUCAGUCCGCCAUACAGGAGGAGAAGGACGGUAGAGGAUUUUAACAAGUUUUGCACUUUUGUUUUGGCUUACGCUGGCUACAUCCCAUAUCCCCAAGAGGUGAGUAAACGAAACUGACACAGCCUACGCAUGCAUCCUCACAUUAGCACCUGUGUUGUAAGGUUGAGUAAGAUUUCAGGUUCAGUGCACCGCUUUCGGUUAACUUCUGGACUCCCCAUGCUUUAAAGGGAUAUUCUGGCGUGAAAUUAAUUUAGGGUCAAACACAGAGAAGCACCGAGUUAGACAACCCGUCGAGAGAUGAAUGUUGCCGACUGCUUGCUUCUCUAGUUAUACCAACUUUAGUAAUGGACGCACGAUAGCAAUACACAGCGGUCUGAGGAGCCAUAAACAAACCUCAACCAAAAAGCCGCUCUAUAGCUACAAAUAAUGCUCAUGCUCAGAACAGCACAUAACUUCAUCAACAGUACAUAUAGGGUCCCAGCCAUAGCACUAGCUACCAAACUUUUUUUAAACUUUGCCUUAUUUCUUUGGAAAAGAGACUAUACAUAGCUCACCAACUCUCUUCCAGCAGCCGCUUGUUUGUAGUGAAACCUUGGGCCAGUCCAUUACGGACUACUGCUGGGUGACACAGCUCAAGGAAGAACAUUUGCAGUCAGGCCAAGACGCUAAGGCAGAAGAACUACUGUGUCUGCAGUACAAAAUGAUUAAUAUAACGAUUAUUACUUAAAGGAAAUGAUAAAGAAAUGAUCAUAAAUGUUCUUCCUUGAGCUUCUCAUCCCGCUGUAGUCCGUAAUCAGUUCAGAGAAACCCUGCACAUCUGUUGGGUUUAUAAGAAUCAGAAGAACUUUAUUUAUCUCUGAAGGGAAAUUUAAUAAUAUUUAAAUAUUUAUAUUUUAGUGGUAAAGACAUGGUCUGGCAACACCAAGUAACUCUAUUAGUACUGUCUAAUCAGCAAGCCAUUGAAAUUUUGUAGAUACAGUAGAUAAGAUAUUGGACUUAGAAUUGGAUGUGUGAUAUAAACUUCUCUUGUGCUUAUUGAAUUGCAUCACCUGUUUGCUGACAGGGAGGGAAAUAGCAAGACAAUGAGAUUAUCUAAAAUUGAUCCUUUUGUUCCUGUAGUUUCUUUAGCUCUGUUUAUUUGGGCUUUAGUCUCCUCUGUUAAGAAUUAACCAUGGUCUCCUCCUCCAUGCGGCAAAAGUUCCUUUUUGAAUACAAUGUACAGUAAUUGUGUUAUUUUUGUGACUAAUAGCAUCCUUCAUAGUUUAUAGGAGUUCCAGGUUUGCCUGUUACUUAAAGCCUGAUCCAUACUGUCAAAAACUGUAGUUAUGCCCUUUAGUUCUGCAAAUGUGGCAAAAUGUUGCUUGAGAAUGUCAAACUUUGGUCUGUCAUCCCUUUUUUUCAGACAGCCAAGUGUGACACCUUUUUCAGUGUGUGCAUAAUUUCUUUAGUCAGAAUUAAUGUUGGACACAUUUGGAUUCUCUUCUGCACCAGUAAAGGGGACAGACUGUAACACUGUGAUUCAUACUGAUAAAAUUGUGGUUUAAUCUCUUACACAGUGUUGCUCUUGUGUUUCUCACAAACACAUGCUAGAUUUUUAUUCUUUUCUGUUCCCACCACAUGUGCACAUAUUGCGACAUGUUACACCCACAGAUGGGUGUCGUAAGCCAAGUCUCUGGAUUAAUAAAUUUUAGCAAAAUUGUUUUCUGGUUAGAGUAGCAGCAGAGCAAUGGCUGUUACAUAAAUGGAUCCUCGUUGUAACUUGUUAAGGACACUAAGCGUGUUGCAAUGUUGCAUAAAAGAAUUUCUGACUCUUCACCUUUAUGUCCCUUACCAUUGCAUCUUCAAUUUUUGGUCUCAGGACUCUCCACUGCGCAGCAGUUCCAGCCCUCCUAACAGUACAGGCAGCACAGCUGACAGUGAUGGCUGGACGCCAGGACCCCCAACCUCUUGCCCCCAGCGGCCCUCCAAGGCCCCCCAGGACAGGAGCAGAAAGCGUCCACAGCCAGGAGCCACUCUGUCCAGCCACACCAAGAAAGAUGUAAGUGAAGUCAGUGUCAAAUCAUUUGUCUCUUAUGUUCCCCUCGCCCUUCUGACAUAUAAUCUUUUUAUUCUUUACAGCACACAUUUACAGCCCUGCACCCAGACGACCGCAGGAAAGCCGACAAGCUGAAGAAGAAGAAAAGGAGAAAGGAAAGGGAGUAUUCAGGCGGGGAAGAAGACAGGAUCCAGCAGGACCACACGACGGCCCCAGAGCUGCAGUACGGCAUCUCCUAUGGUGGCAAAAUGAUCAAAGAGGAGCCAGAAGAUGAUAUCAGCAUUCCCCUGCAUCCUCAGGGUCUGCACAGCCCUGCCCCCUGCAAAGAGGAGCCCAGUGACGAUCGCCAGCACUGGGAGGGUCGAGAUCUGGAGGAAGGUGUGGUAAAAGUACAGAAGGUGGAGGGACUUGCAGGAAGCAGAACAGUAUUCCGUCAGGGGAAACAGGUGGUGUUUAGAGACGAGGACGGAUCAGGAGAGGAUGAAGACAUAAUGGUCGACUCAGGUAAGAGCUGUUUUGGUGUAAUCUUUAAAUAUUAAAAGUUUAACAAAGUGGCAGAGCUAAACUUGUCGUGUGCCCUCUCUGGUCUCCCCAGACGACGACUCGUGGGACCUGGUGACGUGUUUCUGCAUGAAGCCCUUCGCAGGCCGAGCAAUGAUCGAGUGUAACAAGUGUAACACCUGGAUCCACCUGUCAUGCGCCAAGAUCCGCAAGAGCCAUGUGCCAGAGACAUACGUGUGCCAGAGCUGCCGAGAGACACACGGAAACCCAGACACCCGCCGCUCCCACCGCUCACGAGUAGGCCCACGCAAGCAUCUGCUAGACUGACCCCAGGCCAAACCCUGAACUCUGACCUCUCUCUCUCUCCUGCCCCCUUAAACACCUGCUGGACUGACCCCUUCCUUGAAAUCAGGUCUUGCACCCUUCAGUCUCUGUCCUUCACGGUCAGCCACAUUUUCUAUGAACACUUUGGUGGACCUACCCCAAGCCUUUAUCCCUUUGUAAACAGUUUGAGUGCUAUUUUAGAUUUCCUAAGGUUUGUUUCUGCUUCCCUACAGACUCAAUGCGUAAGGCAAUCACUGAAUGGAUGUCUGUCUGUAGAUGACAUUAGCAUUAGCAGCAAACCGCAACCGACUAAGGACUUGGUGUCUCGUGAACACUGGAAACAUUUGAACUGCCAUAUGUAGAGAGGAUAACCCUCACAACUGCCACCCUCUAUGGUGCAUGCUGGGAUUCAUGGGACAGAGAGUUUGCACUUUUUCUCCCGUAAUGUUUUAAAAGAAACAUCUAUCUGCCCUUUCGACACAUGGACAGGCAUGUGUCUCUGACUAAACUGGAUUUGCUUUCGAUUUGAAGCCUCCUGUUAAUGUUACAUAAUUAACCGUUUAAAAUGAGAAAACAAGUUAAGCCUUGUGUUACUUGCUUCAGAUGGUGCUAUAGUAUAAAGCUGAGGUAUAAUCCAAUAGAACAAAGAUGUAGGAAAGAGAGUUAAGUCUGCAUUUGAUUUGUUUAUUCCCUGAUUUUUUUUGUCUUUGUUAUUUAAGACGUGAGGAAUUGUUAUCGUGGCUCAAAGCCUGUACAGUGGUAACAAGCGCUUAUCCUCUCUUCCUUCAUGAACGGUCUUCCAGCCUCAGCUCCUCCUCUGAAUCAAGCUUUAAACACUUUGCUCUCAAAAACAAUGGUCCAGACUUUUGGUUUUGAAAAAAAAAAUGUUUUUUCUUAUACUGAAAGAGCCAAACAACAGGAAAGUUUUCAUCAAGUUGUUUUUACAGUACUUCCGAUACUGUCUUGAAAGAGGUCUGCACAAAAUGCAGUAUCAGGUAUCUGCAAAUUUGCCUGCCAGCGCAUUGAUUUAAUAACAUUAUUUAUACAGCCCCCUUAAAAAAAAACACACACACACACACGAAAACAAAAAAAAAACAUUUACUUGUUUCUUCUUCUCUUCAACAGCCAGAAUAUGUGCUAUGUUGCUGGUAGCAACUGCUGUUUUAGAGCUGCAAAGAAGAACUGGUUUUAGGUAAAUAAUGAUUUGACAGUGAGAUAUAACGGUGCAGUGCAAGCAGGAGAUGCAUUGAAGUCAGUGCUAUCCAAAUGCCAACAAUCAGUGUUUUUAAUCUCAUGCAUACAUAAAUAUGCAUGCGUUAAAAAUGCAGAAAAAAUCUAUCAACAAAACAGUAUCAAAGAAUCAAUAGUUGUAUUUAUUUAAAGUAUUUCCUGCUGUCUCUGGUCAGUGUUGCCUCAUUUCAACAACCUACUUGUUUAUGAAUAUUUCCACUUCUUUUUUUUUUAUAGUUAGGACAGUUUCAUGCUUAUGACAAAAGUUUUUCAGAGACAUGCAUAUUUACAGAAGGGAACUCAUGACCGUCCUCUUUUCAACAUAAGCAGAAUUAAAGCUAUCUUUACUGGAAUAGUGUUGUUCGGAAAGUUUCUCUUGUCCGAAAUAAUGCAUGUGAGUGUGUUUGUUUGAAUGGUUUACACUGUGUGAGGGUGUUGGCGAAGCAUGAGCUGCUCAGAGUUGUCUCAAUUAAGCUCCCUUUUAGGUCUUUUGUAGGAUGAGAAAAGGAUAUCUGCAAAGUACCAUGGGAAGUGUUUUGAGAAACUUUCCGUUAGUCUCUAAAGGAUCAGAUCAGAGGGACAGAUAUUAAUCUCUUUUCACCUCUCUCUUGUAUUUUUACAGCAGUAUGUAGUUGUUUCUGUAUGCAGGUUUAUUGAGAAAAAAUGUUUUCUAGGGCACGAGAUGAAGAUUUUAAGCUGUUAUUCAUGUGCCAUCUGCUGUUGUUUCUGAUUAUAUAAAAGCCAUACUGUAGAGUGACAUAUUUUAGACUCAGAGCCUUGGAUAUAAGUCCAGGAAGGGAUUUAACAAUGCAGAAUCAAUGACUUGGCCAGGGAACGACUAACACACAAGCUCAUACAAACGUAACACACACACAAUGAAUGUUUGUUUUAUAGAGAAUGCAAGACUUUUCUGAGAGUGUGAAAUGGUUAAGCACAUCUCUGCUCUAGUCUUCUGGUAUUUACAAAUGUUGGUUCACUGAUUGGUACCCAGCAGUCAUCAAAGGUUGUGAUGAUUUGAAGAUGUGUCAAGACCCCCAAAUAAUUCCUCAGGACGUUCAUGUCUUGAAGAGAACCUGAAGACGCCUUCGGGAACAAGUGUCUAAUUUUAGUCUACGUCUUUGAGAGAUGGGUGAAGUUAUUGUUAACAGUGCUCAUUGUGAUACAGUUUAUUCUGAUCCUGGGUUGUCCUAUCCCCAUAUUGAGAAAGCGUUGUCUGUACUGUGGUGCAAACUGUUUCUGUGAAACUAUUGUAAACUAUUGUAAAUAAAGAGUUACAAUUUUAA
Molecule: messenger RNA, 6680 nt
Organism: Xyrichtys novacula (pearly razorfish)
Lineage: Eukaryota; Metazoa; Chordata; Actinopteri; Labriformes; Labridae
Source: the annotation of a GenBank genome assembly